CUGUGCUCGUUGUUCUCUCCAUUCUUUCAAAUAAUUUCGUUUGAACAUCUGAGCUGUGCUCCUUUUGACUUAAUAUUUUAAUAUCUUGUACACACUCUCCACCUACGUCACCACCACAAUACAAAAUGCAGUUUUCCACGCUCAUCGUCUCUGUCCUUGCGGCCGUUACCUCCGCCGCCCCGGCCAAACACCAGGCCCGUCAGGUCGACCUCUCCUUGCUUAACAACUUGGCCUUCGCCCAGCAGGACCUCGCCUACCUGAGUAGCAUCAACUCUGUCGACCUCCAGCUCCUCGCCCAGCUGAACUCGGUCAACAACUUCGACAUCCUCAGCUUCCAGAGCCUGUUCGAAAAAAAUGUCUUCGACGUCCAGGCACUACUCCAGCUCCAGCAGAUUCAGAUGCUCGUCCAGCUCCAGAGCCUCGGCGUCCUUGGUGGAUUCGACCUGAGCACUCUCCAGCUCAACUCGCUCAACUUUGGUCUCAUCCAGGCUGUUGGUGGCAUCGACUUGACGCAGUUUAUUGAUGCUGGCUUGAUUCCUCAAAUCCAGACUAUUGUGCAACAAUCAACUGUUAUCCAAAUCGCCAAGGAAUAGACGAUCUCAGAGCGGCUUAAAGGAACGAUCUUGCCUGGAUGGCAACUAAUCCUUCUCAAGAAGUCUCAUGUCUUUUUCACGAUUUACAAGAGGCUAUGUGUGUGUG
Messenger RNA from Pseudomassariella vexata, 699 nucleotides. RefSeq lists its product as uncharacterized. The transcript is spliced from 3 exons. The record is from RefSeq and is a predicted model, not a curated record. NCBI's taxonomy places the organism in Eukaryota, Fungi, Ascomycota, Sordariomycetes, Amphisphaeriales, Pseudomassariaceae. The coding region runs from base 126 to 593 and encodes 155 amino acids.